Messenger RNA from Andrographis paniculata, 4562 nucleotides. RefSeq lists its product as uncharacterized. Gene Ontology annotation, molecular function: NAD binding; zinc ion binding; oxidoreductase activity. Gene Ontology annotation, biological process: carbohydrate metabolic process. Bases 171 to 4298 code for a protein of 1375 amino acids. Lineage: Eukaryota; Viridiplantae; Streptophyta; Magnoliopsida; Lamiales; Acanthaceae. The record is from RefSeq and is a predicted model, not a curated record. The transcript is spliced from 42 exons.
CUUAUUCCUUUUUUAUUUUUAUAAUUAUUUUUCAAAUCCUUAGGCGUCUUCUGUUUCCUCUAGAUUGAGUGGAAGCGUUAGCAUAAGCAAACAUAACACAGGGACAGGUUUGCUGAUUGGCAUCAAUCACCCAACUUUUCUCGAGAAGGUUAGGGAGUUCUCGGUUAGAAAUGGCUGAAAGCAAAGUGGGUUUUGUGGGUUUGGACGAGGUUUCCUUAAAAUUGGGAGCUUCUCUUCUUCGGUCUGGCUAUGCAGCGCAAGCAUUUGAGGCGUCUAGUCAGUUAAUGGACGACUUUGCAAAGCUAGGUGGUAAAAAGUGUUAUAGUGUAAAGGAGGCAGGGCAAGAUGUCAAAGCUUUGAUCGUUCUUGUAUCUCAUGCUGAUCAAAUAAAUGAUCUUUUUUAUGGUGAUGCGGGCAUUCUGAAAGAAUUGAGGAAAGACACAGUCAUCAUUAUCCAUUCGACCAUACUCCCUGCACAUAUUCAAAAACUGGAGAAAAGUCUAAAAGAGGAUUACCAGAUGGAAACUGUUGUUGAUAUGUAUGUGUUGAAAAUAACAACAGAAAUUUACGAUGAACAAUUCAUGAUUAUUUCUUCUGGGCGGUUGGAAUCUACUUCUCAGGAACAACCCUUUCUUUCCGCAAUGUGCGAAAAGCUUUUCUUAUUUGAGGGUGAUAUCGGUUCAGCUAGUAAAGCUAAAAUGGUGAUUGAGCUUCUUGAAGGAAUUCAUUUUGUAGCUUCACUAGAAGCUUUAUCACUAGGUUCUCAUGCUGGGAUCCAUCCAUGGAUAAUAUAUGAUAUCAUCUCUAAUGCAGCUGGAAAUUCAUGGGUUUUCAAAAAUUAUGUUCCCAAUUUGUUGAGGGAUAACCAGUCCAUUCAUCUACUUGGUGCUCUUCAUCAGAACUUGGGAGCAGUAUUGGAUACAGCAAAAUCACAAAUAUUUCCACUUCCACUUUUAACUGUUGCGCACCAACAAAUCCUUGCAGGAUCUUCACAUUUAUUGAUGAAUAAUGACAACACAACAUUGCUAAAGGUCUUGGAAAAGUUAUAUGGAGUGAACAUCACAGAUGCAGCAAAUGCAAAAGCAUACAAUCCAGAGGAACUGGCUAGUCAAUUAUCUGCCAAAUCCAAAACUGUAAAGCGAAUUGGAUUUAUUGGGUUAGGAGCAAUGGGAUUUGGCAUGGCAACACACUUGUUAAAAUCCAAUUUCACGGUGUUUGGUUAUGAUGUGUAUAAACCUACGCUGUCUCGAUUUGAAAUUCAAGGUGGUAUUGCAGCAAGCAGCCCAGCAGUGGCGUCCAAAGAUGUUGAUGUUCUGGUUAUAAUGGUUACAAAUGAAUACCAAGCUGAAAGCGUUUUGUAUGGGGAUAAUGGUGCAGUGUCUGCCCUCCCAUCUGGAGCUACUAUUGUUCUUUCUUCCACUGUUUCUCCAGCAUUUGUCAGCCAGCUAGAACAAAGAUUGCAAAAUGAGUCAAAACAUUUGAAGUUGGUGGAUGCUCCUGUCUCAGGUGGGGUGCAAAGAGCUGCCAAUGGAACCCUGACUGUAAUGGCAUCAGGUUCAGAUGAAGCUCUUGAGCAUGCUGGUUCAGUACUCACAGCAAUGAGUGAGAAGCUUUAUAUCAUAAAUGGUGGUUGUGGAGCUGGAAGCGGUGUGAAAAUGGUCAACCAACUCCUUGCGGGGGUGCAUAUAGCAUCAGCAGCAGAAGCUAUGGCAUUUGGAGCUAGACUGGGUCUUAAUACCAAAGUAUUGUUUGAUGUAAUAAAAAACAGCACAGGAACAUCAUGGAUGUUUGAGAAUCGUGGUCCACAUAUGGUGGAGAAUGAUUAUACGCCAUUAUCUGCACUUGAUAUCUUUGUCAAAGAUUUGGGCAUUGUUUCUCGUGAAUGCUCAUCACGCAAGGUGCCACUUCAUGUGUCUAAUGCUGCACAUCAAUUGUUCGUGUCAGGUUCUGCUGCUGGUUGGGGCCGGAUAGAUGAUUCUGCUGUAGUAAAGGUUUAUGAGACACUAACAGGAGUCAAAGUUGAAGGAAAGCUCCAUGCCUUGAGUAAAGAAUCUGUCCUUCAAUCGCUUCCACCUGAGUGGCCAACAGAUCCUAUUGAGGAUAUCAUUAACCUCACUCAGAAAAACUUGAAAACAUUGGUUGUUUUGGAUGAUGAUCCAACUGGAACUCAAACAGUUCAUGACAUUGAUGUAUUGACAGAAUGGAGCAUUCCGUCACUUGUUGAACAGUUCAGCAAAAGACCUAAAUGCUUUUUCAUUUUGACAAAUUCACGGUCCGUAAGUUCUGAGAAGGCCACUGACCUAAUAACAGAGAUCUGCAGUAAUCUGUCUAAUGCAGCAAAGACAGUUGACAACUCUCAGUACACUGUAGUUCUGAGGGGGGAUUCAACAUUGAGAGGUCAUUUCCCUGAGGAAGCAGAUGCUGCUAUUUCUGUAAUUGGUGAGGUUGAUUUGUGGAUACUUUGCCCUUUCUUUCUACAAGGAGGACGGUACACUGUUGGGGAUAUCCACUAUGUGGCAGACUCUGAAAGGCUUAUCCCUGCAGGUGAAACCGAAUUUGCUAAAGAUGCGUCGUUUGGUUAUAAAUCUUCUAAUCUAAAAGAGUGGGUGGAGGAGAAGACUCGAGGUCGUGUCAAAGCAUGCGAUGUUGCAUCCAUUUCCAUCGAACUACUCAGGAGGGGUGGACCUGAGGCUGUUUGUCAACGCCUAUGCAGUUUGAAAAAGGGAUCUACAUGUAUAGUGAAUGCUGCUAGUGAUAGGGACAUGUCUGUGUUUGCAGCAGGAAUGAUUCAGGCAGAACUGCUGGGAAAGAGUUUCUUAUGCCGUACUGCGGCUAGUUUUGUUUCUGCUCGUGUUGGAAUUAUUCCAAAACCUCCACUGUUGCCUGGUGAUCUUGGGAUAUCCAAGGAAAGGACUGGUGGGCUUAUAGUUGUGGGCUCCUAUGUUCCGAAAACAACAAAGCAGAUUGAAGAACUACUGCUGCAAAGGGGUCAUGCCUUGAAAAGGAUUGAGGUUUCUGUUGAUAAAGUUGCAAUGAAAUCAGUCGACGAAAGAGAGGACGAGAUCAAUUAUACAGCUGAUAUUGCUGAUGUGUACCUAAGAAGUGGCAAAGACACUCUUGUAAUGACCAGUCGACAACUUGUUGUAGGAAAAACUGGUUCUGAAAGCUUGGAGAUCAAUGGUAAAGUAAGCUCUGCACUUGUGGAGAUAGUACGCAGGAUAACUACGAGACCACGGUACAUCCUUGCAAAGGGUGGAAUUACAUCCUCGGACAUUGCAACAAAAGCUCUAGAAGCACAACGAGCCAAAAUUGUGGGGCAGGCUCUUGCUGGGGUGCCAUUAUGGCAACUAGGUCCUGAAAGCAGGCAUCCAGACGUACCCUACAUAGUUUUUCCAGGAAAUGUUGGUGACAGCAAAGCUGUCGCCGAAGUGGUAAAGCGCUGGGCACAUCCAGGCAGGCUUUCAACGAAGGAACUUCUUCUUAAUGCAGAAAAGGGUGGAUAUGCUGUUGGAGCAUUUAAUGUUUAUAAUUUAGAAGGAGUUGAGGCAGUGGUUUCUGCAGCAGAGGAGCAACGAAGCCCUGCUAUUUUGCAGAUCCAUCCUGGUGCUUUCAAGCAAGGAGGAAUACCAUUGGUAGCCUGUUGUGUCUCUGCUGCAAAACAAGCGAGGGUCCCUAUUGCCGUGCACUUUGACCAUGGAAACUCAAAGCAAGAACUUCUGGAAAUUCUGGAGCUGGGCUUUGAUUCAGUCAUGGCUGACGGUUCCCACUUGCCCUUCAAGGAAAAUAUUGCCUACACAAAGUAUAUUUCCAUCUUGGCACACAAAAACAAUAUAAUGGUAGAGGCAGAGUUGGGAAGAUUGGCUGGAACAGAAGACGACUUAACUGUAGCUGAUUAUGAAGCACGACUAACUGAUGUUAACCAGGCGAUUGAAUUCAUAGAUUCUACGGGGAUAGAUGCUUUGGCUGUUUGUGUUGGAAACGUUCAUGGAAAAUACCCUGCAAGUGGCCCAAAUAUCAGACUUGAUUUGCUUAAGGAUCUUUACGAUUUGACGUCACAAAAAGAUGUCCACCUUGUUCUUCACGGCGCUUCUGGCUUACCAAGAGAGACUAUUGAGGAAUGCGUUAAGAGGGGCGUUCGGAAAUUCAAUGUGAAUACAGAGGUUCGCAAGGCUUACUUGGAUUCAUUGACGGCGACGGUUCAGAAAGAUCUCGUCCAUGUCAUGUCAUCUUCCAAGGAUGCCAUGAAAACUGUAGCUGCUGAGAAGAUGCUUCUCUUUGGCUCUGCUGGUAAAGCUUAAUGACACAAUAAAUAAUGUUGCUGCUAUAUAUAUAUAUAUAUAUAUAUAAUAGCAUUGUUUUUUAAUAUCACUUGUUAUAGGUCGUCAAAUUGAAUCAGAUCCAAAUAUUCCUAUUCAAAAAAAGGUCGAAACGUGCUCUGACGAUUUUUUUAGGAACAAAAUUUAGUAGAAUAAAUCUAAACUUUUACAUGGAUGUGAAAAAUGUCUAUGGAAGUGACGAUCCUUUCUAUGGAUUUACUACUACAAUUUAAAUUUUAAUUUUAA